This is a messenger RNA of Pediculus humanus corporis (human body louse), 1371 nucleotides long. Its product is annotated as A kinase anchor protein, putative. Gene Ontology annotation, biological process: spermatogenesis. Gene Ontology annotation, molecular function: RNA binding. Bases 1 to 1371 code for a protein of 456 amino acids. The record is from RefSeq and is a predicted model, not a curated record. The transcript has 3 exons. Lineage: Eukaryota; Metazoa; Arthropoda; Insecta; Psocodea; Pediculidae.
AUGAGCUGGAAAACCACUGCAGCUUUUCUAACAUUGACAUUCUUCGGAUUAGGAUCUUUAGUAUAUUUUUUAUUUAAGGAAGAGGAAGAAGGUCAAGAUUUUUUAUCUUUAAAUGGUGCAAAUACUUCUGAACUUGAAGUUACAAUACCCGAAGAAAGUCUUGGAAUAAUAAUAGGAAGGGGAGGAAACACAAUUAAAAACAUUGAGGUUCAAUCCAAUGUUAAAAUUCAUAUAGUUGAAAAUGGGAGUAUUAAUGGAAAGUACAGAAAAUGCAUUAUCAGAGGAACACCUGAAGCUGCACAGUAUGCCGAAUCACUAAUUCACGAAUUGAUUGUUAAUCAACCACUUAUUGAAACAUUUGAAAUGCUAGUCCCUUCGCAAGCAUGUGGAAGAAUUAUUGGUAAAAAUGGAGACAGUAUUCGUUUGAUAUCAAGGAAUUCAAACACUAAAAUUAUUGUAGAAAAUUUAUCUACAGCUCCUUUUUCAUUAGAAAAAAAAAUUAUUAUCAAGGGUACAUCCGAUCAAAUUGCCAUAGCUAAACUUUUAGUCGAACAAAAAGUCGAAGAGGAUAUGAAAUUUAGAAAUAAAAUUGAAACUCAAAUUUUAAACAGGCCUCCUAGAAAUAAAGCAAAAUAUUUACUUCCUUCUAAGGGAGAAUGUGAGGAAGUUGAUUCAUACACUCAAAAACAAAAAUUUAUUGCCACUUCAAGUAAUGGUUUAUUAGAAGUCUAUGUUUCUGCAAUUGAAAAUCCCGAUCGAAUGUGGUUACAAAUGAUGGGUCCUUCAACUGUAGAGCUUGACAGGCUCAUUGAACAAAUGACUGAUUAUUACAAGAAAAAAGAAAACAAAAUUUUGCAUGCUUUGCAUGAAGUGAAAUGUGGUCAAAUUGUGGCUGCUCCAUUUACAUAUGACGAUAGAUGGUAUAGAGCUGAAGUACAAGAAAUUCAAAAUGACAAUAAUGAAAAUUAUAUUUUGCUUUAUUACGUUGACUAUGGAGAUUCAUCAAGGUGCAAAAAAAAUGAAAUAUUCGAACUGAGAACUGAUUUUCUACGUCUAAGGUUUCAAGCUAUUGAGUGCAUGUUAGCCAAAAUAAAACCUAGUGGAUCUACUUGGUCGGAUGAAUCCAUAGAUUUAUUAGAAGAUUUAACUCACGUUGCUUUAUGGAAAUCGUUAAUGGCAAAAAUACAUACUUACAAAGAUAGGCCUACGAAGUGUCAGAGGGAAGGAAGUCCCGUGCCUUGCAUAGAACUUUACGAUAUCCAGGGUGAAAAUACGAUAAACGUAGCCGAAGAACUCGUAAGAAAGGGUUUCGCCAUUUGGGAAAAUGACAAAUCAUCACCGGUUACAACAGCAACAACAGCAACAGUAUAA